AUGGAGUUGACAAGACCUGGCUAUGCCGUAAUUUAUGUCAUUCUACUUUGCGCCUUGGCACAAGGGGGCUCAGAGGGGAAGAGGGGCGAGGACGAUGAUUUUUCUCCAUCAUCGUUACUUGUACACACAACACAACAGGCCGAGAUAGUGCCAAAACAUAGAAAAGAAUUGACAAAGAACAUUGAAGCCAAAGAGUUGGACUUACAUGCAAAAGAAGAGAGCAAUGACAUUAGGCCAAUACUUUUCAGAGAAAACAACACACACAAAGCAACCAAAUCAAACCAAACUAUUGAUCCACCAACACCACAACCACAGUCACCGCCACCGCGACGAUCUCAUCGACUCGUUGCCGCUUCUAGAUCUCUAACAGAGAGUAGUGAUCCUGUAACUUCUCCUCCACCUAAUAAAAAUGAAGAUGACAAACAACCAAAAACGACGGUUCAUGGUGCUGCUGCUGUAUCAGGAAUUCUAAUGGCACUUGGGGUGUCCUUUUGCUAUAGACAGGUCAAAACCAACAAAGAGGAAAAAGAAGAUAUACUAAUAUUAACCUCAAAGGAUUAUGCUGGCGGUUCACCAAAGAUUGUUCGUUUGGGAGAUAAUACUGAACUUAACAAGCAUAAUAAGGAAGAAGAAUCUGGUACAGAUAACAAUGAAAAGAAAACUUCUGAUGAUGAUGCUAUAAGUGGCUCAAUUGAUAAUAAGAAUGAAGUUUGCACCAGGCCCACCACAACCACCACCACCGCCACCAUCUCCACUCCAAGGCUACCCGGUCUGGGCCCUCGGGCGCCACCGCCGCCGCCUUUAAGAGGAGGGCGAGGAACAAGUCAUCCUCCACCUGUUCCUUCAAGACCAUUGUCUAAAAGAUUUAGAAAUGUUGCUAGAGUAGAUAGCUUUACUGAGGCCCCUGAUCCUGCAAAGCCUAAACUAAAGCCAUUUUUCUGGGACAAGGUUAAUGCAAAAUCUGAUCAAGCAAUGGUGUGGCACGAAAUCAGCGGAGGUUCAUUCGUAUUCAAUGAGGAACAGAUGGAGUUUUUAUUUGGUUGCACAAACCAUAACAAAAAUGAACGCAAAAAGGAUUCACCACAAAUUGAUUCAGCACAGCUUGUUCAGAUUAUUGACAAGAAAAAAGCACAGAAUUUGUCAAUUCUUUUGAAAGCUUUGAAUGUGACAACAGAGGAAGUUGUUGAUGCCAUUAAAGAAGGUAAUGAGCUUCCUAUUGAGCUCAUGCAGACACUGGUGAAGAUGGCUCCGACAUCCGACGAAGAAUUGAAGCUUAGGUUAUAUACAGGACCCCUUUCUGAUCUUGGCCCUGCAGAGAAGUUUCUCAAAGUCUUGGUAGAUAUUCCAUUUGCUUUCAGACGCAUUGAAUGUUUGAUUUUCAUGUGUACCCUUCAAGAAGAGUCCUCAACUAUGAGGGAGUAUUUCACAACAUUAGAGGUUGCUUGCAAGAAACUUGUAAAAAGUAGGCUAUUCUUGAAGCUUCUAGAAGCAGUUCUUAAAACCGGCAACCGAAUGAACGACGGAACAUACCGCGGCGGCGCGCAAGCAUUCAAGCUGGACACACUCUUGAAGCUAUCAGACGUGAAAGGAACAGAUGGGAAGACGACGCUGCUGCACUUCGUUGUUCAAGAAAUCAUUCGAUCCGAGGGAGUUAGAGCUCUAAGAACGGCGAAAGAAAGCGGAAGCAUGCCAAACUUGGAAACAGAGGAUUCUUCUGAAGAAAACUACCGAAGCCUCGGCAUUGAAGUAGUUUCAGGCCUAAGCGCUGAGCUAUUGGACGUGAGAAUGGCGGCGUUAAUAGACGGCGAUUUGAUCAGUUCUACGGUGGCGAAACUCAGCCACUCGCUUUCCAAGACUCGAGAGUUUCUUGACACCGAGAUGAAGAACGUUCAAGAAGACGGCGAGUUCCGAUCUUGCAUGGAGGGAUUUCUGGAGAAGGCGACAUCGGAAGUGGCUUGGUUGAUUGAGGAGGAGAAGAGGAUAACGGAACUUGUUAAGGGAACUGCAGAUUAUUUUCACGGUAAUUCAGGGAAAGAAGAAGGGCUUAGAUUGUUCGCCGUUGUCCGCGAUUUCUUGUUCAUAUUGGAUAAGGUGUGCAAGGAGGUGAAGGAAACAAACAUUAAAGAGGCAAAGAUUAAUGCUGCUUCAAAGAAUUAUAAUAAUAACAAUAAUAAUCAUAAUGAUAAUAACAAUAAUAAUAGUAAUGUUAAAGAGUCUUCACCGUCAGUGACGCCGUCUUCUACCACGGAAGCUCAACAGCAAAAUUCAGGGCCUUCUGAACUUCAUAGGAGAUUGUUUCCUGCUAUUGUCCAGAGGAGAGUGGAUGAUGAUUCUAGCUCUGAUGAUGACUACGACGAUGACGACGAUAAUAACAAAAUUUCUCCAUAACUUUGGUGUGUAUCUAGUUAUAUAUAUGUACAGGUGCAACUGGUUUUGGUUUGAAAGUGGAUUGUGCUACUUUCUGUCAAGAACUAUCUCUCCCAAAAUUUUAACUAGAAGUGGGUUUUAUAUCUGAUACAAUUCUUCAUGCAAGAGCUUCUUUGCUUGAAACAUGAACAAUGCACAGGUCCAUUCAUAUCUCUGCUGAUAUUCUUUUAUUUAUUUAUUUAACUUAAAAGAAUGAGAAUGGUAAAGAUCAAAUUCUAGAUCUUUUGGUGAUAAAGACUUUAAUAUCAAUUAUGUACCUCUUACUAAUAGUUAAGCUUUGGGAGAGAUAGUUCUUGAUGAUGUUUUUGUUUUUUUUUUCUUUUUUAUUUUUGACCGAGAGUUGUUUAGAGUGUGUUUGAUAUGAAGAUGAGAAUAGGAAGGAAAUUUUCAUAAACUAGAUAUAAUCGAUGAAAUUUCAACCCCAUUU
Arachis ipaensis is the source of this 2854-nucleotide messenger RNA. Lineage: Eukaryota; Viridiplantae; Streptophyta; Magnoliopsida; Fabales; Fabaceae. The record is from RefSeq and is a predicted model, not a curated record.